This is a messenger RNA of Bactrocera latifrons, 686 nucleotides long. RefSeq lists its product as uncharacterized. Lineage: Eukaryota; Metazoa; Arthropoda; Insecta; Diptera; Tephritidae. The record is from RefSeq and is a predicted model, not a curated record. The transcript has 2 exons. Bases 89 to 508 code for a protein of 139 amino acids.
AUACUAGAUUCGAUUUCAAGAACGAUAUCAGUUCAUUAACGCACUCAGUCAAUACAGACCUUCAAACAACAAACAAAACACUUAAAAAAUGUUCAAGUUGGUGGUAUUGUCUGCUCUCCUGGCCGUAGCUGCUGCUCGCCCCAGUCUCAUCGAAUCCCACUCAGCGCUGCAGUUGGCACCUGCCGCCACCAUUGCCGUGCAAGAGCCUGUGCUCACCAGAGUGGGCUCGGUGGUGAAGAGCAUCCCCACUGCUGUCUCCCACCAGAGCUCGACCAUUGUGCACAGCUCUGCGCAUGUGGUUGAGGAUAUUGUAGCACCUGCUUUGAGGACUAGCGUUGUGGCCGCUCCAGCGUUGGUACAGUCUGUUGCCGCUGCUCCAGUGCUGCACUCAGCAGCCGUACAAACUGUUUCUGCAGCUCCAUUGUUGCAACACGCUCCAAUUGCUCACUUAUCGGCACCUCUGACUAAUUUGCAUGCUGCAUCUCCCCUCGCACAUGGCUUGUGGUAAACGAAUUGAGAUAUGGACGAUUUAGUUGGACUGCCUGCUUAUUAGUAAAUUUAUCAAUUUUGAUUUCUUCAAAAUUUUUAUUUCCUCAUCUUUACACAUUUAUUUCGAAGCAUUUACAUAUUAGUAAAUUGUUGAAAUUAUAGACGAAUAAACAAAAGUGCAAUAUAUUAAAAUUUAA